Labrus mixtus (cuckoo wrasse) is the source of this 3557-nucleotide messenger RNA. It is a transcript of the gene rorca, whose product is annotated as RAR-related orphan receptor C a. Gene Ontology annotation, biological process: regulation of transcription by RNA polymerase II. The record is from RefSeq and is a predicted model, not a curated record. Lineage: Eukaryota; Metazoa; Chordata; Actinopteri; Labriformes; Labridae. Bases 388 to 1812 code for a protein of 474 amino acids. The transcript is spliced from 10 exons. Gene Ontology annotation, cellular component: nucleus. Gene Ontology annotation, molecular function: RNA polymerase II cis-regulatory region sequence-specific DNA binding; zinc ion binding; nuclear receptor activity.
AGCGCGCGGAGGGUGGCGCGCGCGUCAGCUCACGGGACACGAGGCGGGAUGAGGAGGAUCUUGUGUUGUCCACGCGCCGAAACUAGGUUACAGCGAGCCGCAGAGAGGAGAAGAGCUGAAGAACCAGGAGCUGCUGCGUUAUUAUUGUGUUUAGUCACCACAGCACCUCUGAGACUGCGAGAACUGUCAGAAAGUAGCUAAGUUAAUCAAAGCGUUGCUUUUAUUUGUUUGAGGUCUGCAGAAAAUCCAUAUGAGGAUUUGCUGUUGUGACAGUUUUCAGCUGCUCCUGUUAGGAGCGAAUACGUGCGCGUCGUUGUCAGUGUUUCUUUGCUUCAUCUCCAACUGGAGUUGUAUGACUUGAAGAGUUGAAAAUAUUCUACCGCCAUCAUGAGAGCUCAAAUAGAGGUGAUUCCGUGUAAAAUCUGUGGGGACAAGUCUUCAGGAAUUCAUUAUGGUGUCAUCACCUGUGAAGGCUGCAAGGGAUUCUUUCGCCGCAGCCAGCAGAACAAUGCUAUGUACUCCUGCUCACGACAGAGAAACUGUCUUAUUGACCGGACCAACCGUAACCGCUGUCAGCACUGCAGGCUGCAGAAGUGUCUCGCUCUGGGCAUGAGCCGUGAUGCGGUCAAGUUCGGCAGAAUGUCCAAAAAGCAGCGUGACAGCCUGUACGCAGAGGUCCAGAAGCAUCAGCAAUCCCAGGAGUGCGUAGGAGUCGGUGCCCAGGAGGAGAACAGUGACUUGGCCGACUUUGGCCGCAACUACAGAAGAGGCUCCUGCACGGCACUCAGCGAUCUGGAUGACAUCACAACGAUGCCAGAAGGGAUGCUCUUUGACCUGCCACUGACUCCGGAGGACGCAGGAGGAGAGUACUGCAACCUGGACAUGCUGGGCAGCAGCGCAGGCAGCGGCUCAUCCUCUCAAAGUUCACCUGAACAGACCAACUUGGACUUCGUAGAUGGCAACCACAGCAUCAAGCAUGAGUACCAGCUGUUGCACGAAUCUGGACUCUUCUCACAUGCUAUUUUCAACCCACUGCCUGAGGGCUGCUCCCUGCUUGAAAUAGAGCGCUUAACCCAGAGUGUGGUGAAGUCCCAUAUUGAGACGAGUCAGUACAGCACAGAGGAGCUGAAGAGGAUGGCGUGGACCUUGUAUAGCCCUGAAGAGACACGCUCAUACCAGACCAAGUCAGCUGAGGUUAUGUGGCAACAAUGUGCCAUUCACAUCACCAACGCAAUCCAGUAUGUGGUAGAGUUUGCCAAGCGCAUCACCGGCUUCAUGGAUCUCUGUCAGAAUGAUCAGAUUAUUCUCCUUAAAGCAGGCUGCAUGGACGUCCUUCUCAUCCGUAUGUGUCGGGCCUACAACCCCAUCAAUAACACUAUGCUCUUUGAUGGGAAGUUUGCCAUUGCUCAUCUGUUCAAAGCACUUGGCUGUGAUGACCUUGUGAAUGCAGUUUUUGACUUAGCUAAAAGCCUGAGUCGUAUACAGAUGUCAGAGGAAGAGAUGGCUCUCUUCAGUGCUGCUGUGUUGCUCUCACCAGACCGACUCUGGCUGACAGAUGUUCAGAAGAUCCAGAAGUUGCAAGAGAAAGUCUACGUGGCUCUGCAGCGCUGCCUACAAAAAGACGGUGCAUCAGAAGAGAAGCUAGCUAAGAUGGUGGCAAAGCUUCCCAUACUGAAAUCCAUCUGCAACCUUCAUAUUGACAAACUGGAGUUUUUCCGUCUGGUUCACCCUGAGACGGCGUACACCUUUCCCCCUCUGUAUAGGGAAGUUUUUGGCAGUGAGAUCACCUUCCCAGACUCCACAGAGGGCUAGAACUGUUCAGCUAAUUAGAAUGUUUUAAAUAGAAACACUGAGGUGUAGGGAGGGGGAGAAGAAAAUGUGGCAACCAGCAGCUCAAUGACAAUCCUGCACGCUACACUUUAGGACACACUCUCCUCACCUCCUGCCCUGCAAGCUACUCCGAUCAGCUUCGACGUAACACCACAGGAACUGCUGCUGGCUACUCAGCACAUGUUUCCUCUUUUUAACAGAAAUAACUAAUGAGUAGCCUACAUGAUUUGUAUUCUCAAAACUAUUUUUCUAUGAGGAGACAUUAAACCGCUCAUUCAGUUGAAUUCCUUUAUUAUAUAAAUGUCAGCGUUUCUCACAGUUCCUGUAAGCUAUUGUUGAAUGUAACCCUUUUCCCUUUAACCGCUCAGCACAGCCCAAGGCUUGUUGUAGAAUGUACAUACUUAAAAUCCUCAGCCACUUUGUGGAGAUUUGCAGUAAUGAUACCUGUGUCUGUUGUCAGUCUAGUAACAUAUUCUUGUUUCAUUCUAUCUUUUUGGUAGUGCCCAUAUUUUGCAGUUUUGUAAUGAAUGAACAAACUGUUUAAAGGGACCAUGAUCAAACUCACAAACAGACAGGGUUUUUCAAACUGCAUGAGUCUGCCAUUGUGCACCUACAAUCUUUUGCACACACAGCACAAAAUAUAGCACUUAUCCUGAUCUUUGUAGAAAAUUUCUACUGGCACACCCUGGACACUGAUAUACCUAGGUGGGCUCUUUAUUUUUUUAAUACAGUCAGUGACCUCAGUCCUUAUUCCUUUUCCCUAUGCAAAUGCCACUUAGAGAGAGGGAGAGUAAUCACAGAGCUUUCGUGAAAGUAUUCCUUUAAGUUCUUUUUUACCUUAAACACAGUAUAAAAACAUCCAUACAAUCCUGUAAGAUGAGAACAGCCGUGAAGUCAUUACGAGUGAGAGGGGGGAAAUCUUAUGAUUGUGCUCAGGUCUCUAUCAGACACUGCCUGCCCAAUCUUUGGUGGUCUGGGAUAGAAAGAUUGCUGUUGGGGAAAAUAAACUUACACAUAAUUAGCACUUACAAGUCCUCUUGAAUCCAAAAUAUACUCUUGGCACACAUUUUUGCGGGUUUGCACUCAAACUGCCAUCUGUGAAACCAAUUUUAACCAGUCACAAAUGCUAGAUACACCCUCCCACUGUAGAUCAGCGACCUGAACAAGGUGGGCAAACUGACCCCUGCUGGGUUUCAGUACGUGCUCUUAUGUGCACCACAGCCCCCUUCACAGCAAAGUGCCAUUACACAAACCAUCCAGCAGCAUCUCAACCAGCAGUUUUCAAAAGACUAUUGGAGUAAAAAACAGUGGGGCAUAGAAAAGAAAGUGAACAGGUGGGUGCCGGUAUUAAUUUAGCUCCUUUGACAUCAGUUAGAGGGGAUUUACUGUCUGCACCAACUCUCACUGAUUCAGGGUCAGGCAGGCAGUGCUGUCCCAGGCAGCCAUGGUGUUCUGAUUGGAGAAUUAUAUCCUUUGUUCCUUCACCCCUGCUCCCUAACUACCUCACCCUCCACAAACACUACACGGCAAAGCAAAGGGUUGACAGAGCCAUCAGCUACCCCCCUGAGUUAGUAUUUAUGCAUUGAUGCUGAUUACAAUUUAAAAUAUAUAACUAUGCUCUUAAAACUGGACAGAAGACUAAAGCAAAAUAAAAUGCUGGAUCUAACUAUACUUCUACUGCUUUUCUGACAGCAGUCCAUACCUUGAGGUUCUUGAUGACCUACUUA